Messenger RNA from Trichoderma virens Gv29-8, 1778 nucleotides. RefSeq names its product protein phosphatase PTC2 (gene PTC2). The coding region runs from base 217 to 1524 and encodes 435 amino acids. The transcript is spliced from 7 exons. NCBI's taxonomy places the organism in Eukaryota, Fungi, Ascomycota, Sordariomycetes, Hypocreales, Hypocreaceae. Gene Ontology annotation, molecular function: protein serine/threonine phosphatase activity; cation binding. Gene Ontology annotation, biological process: protein dephosphorylation. The record is from RefSeq and is a predicted model, not a curated record.
CACAAACCAAACCACCACACAAUCCUCCAUCCGCCUGCCGUCCGGUUCUUCCCCUACACGCUCCGCGUCCUGAGAUCCAACAGCCUACGGCCCCUGCCGAGGUCUCCCGCCCUGCCUCACGCCUACAGCCGCCAUCUUGUCGAGACGCUCGCACCUCGUCGACGCUCCCCCCCCGUUGCCUCGAUCCCUUUCUGGCCCUCGUGAGACGUUGCAGCCAUGGGCCAAACCCUCUCGGAGCCCGUUGUCGAAAAGACUUCCGAAAAGGGCGAGGAUGACCGACUCCUCUACGGCGUGUCCGCCAUGCAAGGCUGGCGCAUCAGCAUGGAGGAUGCCCACACGGCUGAGCUGAACCUAACCCCACCUGACAACGACACCAAGACGCACCCCGACAGGCUGUCCUUUUUCGGAGUCUUUGACGGACAUGGAGGAGACAAAGUCGCAUUAUUUGCAGGCGAGCACAUUCACAAAAUUGUCUUUAAGCAAGAUAGCUUCCGAUCCGGCGAUUAUGCUCAGGGUCUCAAAGACGGUUUCCUUGCAACGGAUCGGGCCAUUCUCAACGACCCCAAAUACGAAGAGGAAGUUUCCGGUUGCACUGCUUGCGUUUCCUUGAUUGCUGGAAACAAGCUAUACGUCGCAAACGCCGGUGAUUCUCGAGGUGUGCUGGGUAUCAAGGGACGGGCUAAGCCCCUAUCCAACGACCACAAGCCCCAACUUGAAACGGAGAAGAACCGAAUCACAGCCGCUGGCGGCUUCGUCGACUUUGGUCGUGUCAACGGCAACCUGGCACUGUCGCGUGCCAUCGGCGACUUCGAGUUCAAGAAGAGCGCCGAGCUCUCCCCUGAAAACCAGAUCGUUACCGCUUACCCCGACGUCGAGGAGCAUGACCUUACAGAAGAGGAUGAGUUCCUGGUGAUUGCUUGUGAUGGUAUCUGGGACUGCCAAUCGUCCCAAGCCGUCGUCGAGUUUGUGCGACGAGGAAUUGCUGCCAAGCAAGACCUCGACAAGAUCUGCGAAAACAUGAUGGACAACUGUCUGGCAUCAAACUCCGAGACGGGCGGUGUCGGCUGCGACAACAUGACCAUGGUCAUCAUCGGUUUCUUGCACGGCAAGACCAAGGAGCAGUGGUAUGACGAGAUUGCCAAGAGAGUGGCCAACGGAGAUGGCCCUUGUGCCCCCCCGGAAUAUGCCGAGUUCCGCGGUCCCGGAGUCCAUCACAACUACGAAGAUAGCGACAGUGGCUACGACGUCGACGCCGAGAGCGGCGGCAAGUUCAACCUUGCGGGAUCCCGAGGUCGCAUCAUCUUCCUUGGCGACGGCACAGAAGUCCUCACAGGCUCCGACGACACGGAGAUGUUUGAUAAUGUUGACGAGGACAAGGACCUUGCGAGCCAGGUGUCAAAGGCCAAGCCAGAUGUGAAGGAAGAGACAGAGGUCAAGCCGGCAACAGGGUCAGAUUCUAAACCUGCGGCUGAGUCGGACAAGAAGCAAGAUGAAAAGGCACCUGAGGAGAGUAAGAAGGAUUAGGUGGUCCUCUCGCCUUGUUCAGGCAACUCGCCUUGAAGCCCGUCCUGGCGUUGCUGUUGUCGUGUAUGUGUGACAUAAUUGUUUUGGCUGCUACUCGAACCCAGGUUUAGCAAAGGAUAGGGAGGGGAGGUUCAUGGACGUGGUGGAAAGAGGCAGAGGGUAGGGGCGGUUAGACAUUGAGUGUUCCUUGUUACACGGUUUCUUCUAUCGUUGUUGAUAUUCGGUGUACCGGUGGUAUAAUAUUUGGAUCAAGG